CGCAGGGUGGGGUCACGAGCAGGGAGAGGCGGAGGAGGAAAAAGGCAGAGAGAGAGAGCCCAGCCCUUGAAUACACGGCAACAACACCGCCGUCAGAGAGACAGAGACACAGAGACACACAGACUCCGAGAGACCGGCUGUUUUUUGGGGGGAGCAACGGGAGCCUUCGACGCUGCGGAUAUGAACUGAAAAGCAACACUGGAAGAGGCAGGGAUCGUGUUUCCUGGACCCCCCCUAACCGCCCCCCUCCCUGGAUUUGACUGUGAAAAGGUGGAAAACUAGCCCCCCAACCCUCCAAAACAACCCCCCCCCCUAUCUCCCUCCCUCCACCAGUUCGUAUUCAGAUAGAGCUACACCCAAAAGCCCCCGACCGAACCCCCUCCUGCUCUUGCUGCUCCACCCCUCCGCCGCUGCACCGCUCCGGCAACCGAGAUGCACACGGAGACCCGUAACAAGAAACAGGCCGACGUCGGGGACGACUGCUCGCAGCCGACGGACCUGAAGGUGAAGACGGAGCCGGCGUGCAAGACGGAGCCGUCCUCUCCGGAGCCGCGCCCGGCCGAGGACCAGACGGAGCCCGUCGACCUGUCGCUCCACAAGCCGCGCUCCUCCUCGCUCCCCGCCUCCACCAUGGGCCUCGCGGUCAACCCCGCCCCCAGCGGCGUCAUGACCCAGCCCGGCCUGUCGGCCACCCCGGUCCCCUCUGCCAUGCAGUCCAUCGGCUCCAUGGUCCUCUCCCCGGGCUCCAUCUUGGCCACUCAAGGUGCCGGGGGCCAGCAGAUCCUCCACGUCAUCCACACCAUCCCCUCGGUCAGCAUGCCCAGCAAGGUGGGCCAGCUCCAGACCAUCCCCGUGGUGGUGCAGUCUCUGCCCGUUGUCUACACCACCAUGUCCACUGACGGCGUCGCCACGGCGGCCAUUACCGUGCCUCUCAUAGGGAGCGACGGGCGCUCAGAAGGAUCCGUUCGCAUAAAGCCCGGUUCGACGUCUCCGGUGGAGUACCAGAGCGACAGCGACGCAGAGAGCGGCACGGAGUCCGGCUCGGCCUCCCUCAGCGCCCAGAGCCUCGACGCCGGGUCGGUCAUGGACCUGGAGCCCGUGGAUCCGGAUUCCCCGGACAUCAAGAGGAGGCGGAUCCACAUGUGCGACUAUGAAGGCUGUAAAAAGGUUUACACCAAGAGCUCCCACCUCAAAGCGCACCGGAGGAUACACACAGGAGAGAAACCCUACCACUGCACCUGGGAGGGCUGCACCUGGCGCUUCGCCCGCUCCGACGAGCUGACCCGGCAUUUCCGCAAGCACACCGGCAUCAAACCUUUCCGCUGCACCGAGUGCGACCGCUCCUUCUCCCGGUCCGACCACCUCUCCCUGCACCGCCGCCGCCACGUCAUGAUGUGAACUCUGACCCCCCCGCCCACCACGAACACCGACAGCUCCCCCCGUCAACCUCUGACCUUUGAAAGCCCCCACAGGACCUCUUGUACCAGUGACCCCUGCAGCCGAUAUAAAAGGACAACGUACCUGCUUCCUCCUCCUCCUCCUCCUCAUAUAGAAAUCACAGGAACAUCAGGUUUGUGUGCGUGUGCACGGGGGAGGAUUUACUGUGUGUUUCAACUCGCCACCAUCAUCGUCACGGCCGUCCAUCCAACAGCGCCUCCUCCCCCUCGUCUCCUCCCCCGGACCCCCCCAUCCAUCCAUCCAUCCAUCACCUGCAUCCAUCCGAAGGAGCGGAAAGGAAGAGGAGCAGCGGCGUGCGCCUUUGGUUCAUGAACUAAGGCCGGAAGGGGAAUGUCACCUCAGCAGCAGCAGCAACGCUUUUAGUAACGACAACUUGGCCUUUUCUUUCUCACCACCUUCGGCAGAAUUACCGAUCUAAGUCGGGAGCGAUCCGAUCAAAGAGGAGGCGAAGAAGACGCUAUGGAAACAUCUGGGUGGGUACGACAACAACAAAAUAUGAUUAAAAUACAAUUCACGCCCCCCCCCCCGGGGGGAAAUGCCCCCGCUCUGGGGCACGGGGAGUAAUUAGUGACAUCACAGUCCACCGACGUGGAAACAAUAUUUAUUUGGCUCUUUUCUUUCCAUCACAUGCAAAAAAACAUCAUAUCACUCGUUUAUAAAAAAACAUCUUUGAAAGAAACCAAAAGCUCAGCUUGAUAUAAAUUUGUAAUCACAGCUUUGUUGCUUUAAAGGCCUCCCGGUGUGUGUGUGUGUGUGUGUGUGUGUGUGUGUGUGUGUGAGAGCUUUUCUCACAGCAGCUGAAGUGACGUCAAACACGUAUUUCCUCUUCGGCAAAAACAUUGGAGAUGUAAAAGUCGAUUAACUUGCCCCCCCACCCGUCCUGCUACAGGGAGCUACAAGACUGUGAACUUUAUAAAGAUGCAUUUUGGUUUUAUUGUAUCAACUAUUGCUGUUUCCAUGCCCCCCGACCCCCGACCCCCGGCCCCCCUCCCCUCGAUAACAGUAUUUGCUUUGUGUGCGUCAUCGUUGCUGCUUCAGUCUUUGUUUCUCUCCUCCCGGCAUCCUUAAAAAAAAACCCUUUGUCUUUAGGACACAAACCGCUGAGGCCGCGGCGCAGAGACGAAGGCGAAGCUUUUCAGUGUGUGUUUCCGUGUGCGUCGUUCUUGUGUUUGUGCGUUAUUUUGAGACCAAACACACAAUCACGAUUUAAGACUUUUACGAGUGUGUGUGUGUGUGUUCCGGGCACUUGUUGUUUUUACCUGUUGCCCGUCGAGCCUUAAUAACUGAAUUAUCUGUAAGGGCGAAACCGGCGCCGCCAAUCGGCGACCUUUUGACCUCCGCCGAGCGCAGAGCCUCGUGUCCUCGCAUUGCUUCCCGUAGAAACGACUCGCCGUUACUCGAACGCUCGCGUUGCUUUUACUGUUUUCAAACCAAACCAGGAAGUGUGCGUCACUUGUUUGAGAAGCUGGAGGUUUAUUUGGG
Gasterosteus aculeatus aculeatus (three-spined stickleback) is the source of this 2940-nucleotide messenger RNA. The record is from RefSeq and is a predicted model, not a curated record. Lineage: Eukaryota; Metazoa; Chordata; Actinopteri; Perciformes; Gasterosteidae.